AAUUCGGAAAAAAUGUUCGCAAUUACGAUUAAAUAAAAUCGGUGAAGUUCAAUUAGAAAAUUGUUUUCGGUUUGGAAUAAGUUAAUAUACAGUCAUGCAGCAUUAAAAUAUAAUGGAAGUGUCACGCUCUUCAUUCCUGUUAAAAAUCUAUUUCGUGUUUAAAUCGUUGUCAUGAAAAAGUUCGUUACGAAGUGAACGAUCGGAAAUCAUUGGCAGAUCCCACCGUCAGCGAUCCGUAUGAGUCAGAGAGCGGGAUUUGAAGAGGUUAGUCAAAGAGGAGAGAAAACUUGAAUUGCACAAAUGUCUUCUCAUUGAAAGAAUUUUCGUACGUUUAGUUAAUAUGUCACAUAACACUCCAAAGUCUGUGAGACAUGGAUUUUGCAGUGCCAUUUUUUCGAGUUCGCCUAUCAAUUUCGAUAAGGAAAAUACUAAUUAUUUAAAUAAGCAAGAAGAGACGUGUUCUGACACGCUUGUCACACCUCGGAAAAGAGUGGAAAGUCAAGACGGAUGUCCGAAACGUGAGAAACGUAAAAUAUUAAUCGAGAGUGAUACAGUUGAAAAUUCAAAGUCAACUGAUCCACCAUUUGGUACAAAUAUAACUCGAUUGAAAUCUGCAAGUGUAUGCCCAAGGAAACAAGCUCUCUUCCAUGACAAUCCAAUGCCAAAUGUAAAAUAUAAAGCAUCUGUGAAAGUGUCAUCCACAACAUCGUUAAAGGAAAGAGCUCCAAACAUGGAGUUUUGUACGCCUAAACAAUAUAAACUUCGUACAGCUACAAGCAGUACGAAGAUAAAUUUCUUACCUGCAAAUAGAACACCUGUAACCCAUUAUUUUAGUGACAAUAUUUUGUCACAAGCUACUCCUGAUUGUUUUAAUGUUGUUCAAGUAGAAACACCAUGUAGCAAACCAAAUGAAAUUAUUAUUGAAGAUCAUACGGUGUAUGAAGAAGAGAACACCAAUUUGACUGUAGGAAUACGUGUCAGGCCAUUGAGUGCGAAAGAGUUAAGUGAUUCAAAAGUUACGUCAGUUGUACAAGCGAAUGGUCAAGAUAUUAUCAUUACUUGCGAGUCUGUUCAGCAUACUUUUACAUAUGAUCAUUGCUUCGUAUCGCAUAUGGAUGCAUCAGAACCUGAUCAUGCAAGCCAAGAAAUUGUGUUCAAAAGCAUGGUUUUACCAUUGGUGCAGAAUGCUUUUGAAGGCUAUAAUGUCUGCUUGUUUGCUUAUGGACAAACAGGUUCUGGGAAAAGUUACAGCAUGAUGGGCCAAGAAUCAGCUCAAGUUAAUACGACACAAUUUGAUGAGGCAGCUGGUAUUAUCCCAAGAUUUUGCCAAGAAAUAUUUACAAGAGUUUCUACUAACGCGAGCACUAAAACUACAGUAGAGAUUAGUUAUUUUGAGAUUUAUAACGAGAAAAUCCAUGAUCUCUUGACAAAUGUUAACAAUGGAGUAAAAAGAGCUCCACUUAAAGUAAGAGAGCAUCCUGUCUUUGGCCCGUAUAUCGUGGAUUUGAGCCAACACUGCGUACAAAAUUACAAAGAUCUGCAAACUUGGCUGAAAGUAGGUAAUUCGCAACGAGCUACAGCUGCAACUGGGAUGAAUGAAAAAAGUUCAAGAUCUCAUAGUAUAUUUAGCAUCAUUUUAACACAAACUCCAGUGAAUAACCAGCUGGUUAAGGAACUCGUCGAUGACAGUCGUCGGAGUAAAAUUAAUUUAGUAGACUUGGCGGGUAGUGAAAGAUUAAGUCAAACUUGUGCGAGCGGUGAUAGAUUAAAGGAAGGUGUGUCCAUUAAUAAAUCUUUACUUACGUUGGGAAAGGUGAUCGCAUGUCUGGCUGAAAGUACAAAUAAUCGUAAACGAGGCUUCGUACCGUAUCGUGAAUCUGUCCUUACUUGGUUACUGAAGGAAAGUCUCGGAGGCAAUUCAAGAACAGCGAUGCUUGGAACGGUAUCACCGGCUAAUAUACACGUCGAGGAAACUCUCGCAACUCUCCGAUACGCUUGUCAAGCCCGAGCUAUUGUCAAUCGAGUUCGAAUUAAUGAGGAUCCGCACGAGAAGUUAAUUCGGGAGUUAAAAGCAGAAGUGCUACGAUUACGCGGUGUACGAGAAGGAUACGAGAAGCAACUUGGAAUUUGCCCCCGUCGUCUUCUUGAUUCCAUCGGAACGAUCAGUCAAACUAACGAUGAAAUCAAGCAGAAACAACAAGAAAUCGAUAAACUGAAAGAUCAAUUAAAGAGAACUGAAGAGCAACUCGCAAUCACACAAAUGACUUGGGAAAAGAAAUUGCGGGAUACCGAGGAUAAGAAAAAUUCCGAAUUAAAAUACUUGCGUCGUUGCGGUAUCGCUAUCGAGAUCGAUAUUCACGAGAAGGAUAAGCAGCCUUGUCUAAUAAAUCUCGCUGCCGAUCCUAUGUUAUCUGGUACGCUUUUGUAUCUAAUUCCUCCGGGAUUGGUACGCAUCGGAAAAAAUUCUGAUCCUUCAGCCUCUUCUGAGCGUUUGGAUAUCAUGUUGGAUGGACCGCUGGUUAGACCCUUACACUGCACCAUCGAAAAUAGUAAUGGAAGACUUGUAUUAUCGUCCGAGAUGGAAGGAGACACAUUUGUAAAUGGGCAGGUAGUAACGGGCAAAGUGGUUUUAAAGCACGGCGACCGGUUAGUAAUCGGCGGUAAUCAUUAUUUCAAAGUUUCGAACCCAUGCGAUGAACAUAACAAUGUACAAAUUUCGACACAAGCUGUAGACUACGAGUUCGCGCAUCAGGAAAUUCUUAAAGUACAAGAAGCGAAAUUAAGAGCCGAACUAGAAGACAGUAAACAGAAGGCAAUAAAAGAAUUAGAGAAUGCGAAGCGAGAAGUUGAGAUGCAAUUAGGAACACAAAAAAUGUCGUACGAACGUAAAAUUGAAAUCCUCGGUUCUACAGUCGAGGAGCAAAAGCUUGCCCUGGAAGAAAUCAAUCAGAAGAAAAAAGAAUUGGAAUUGGAGAAACAGUUGCUCGAAAAUGAAGUUGAGACGAACAACCGAUUGAAACAGAUACAAUUAGAUCAGAGAAGAGGAAACGUUGCGCCAUAUAAAUCUAAUUUUUUACAAGAGCUGGAGAGCAUUUUAAAUGAAAAGACAGCCGAUGCCGAGUUUGCAUUAAAAAUGAAAGCUAGCUCGGAAGCGAUCACCGAUGGAGGCAUCACCUUGCAUGAAAUGCAAUUAUUAGUAAAAGAAGCUACUGAACGUUGUCGAGAAGUCGGCCUUAAUUAUGAAUUCGACCAGCAGCAGAUGAUUGUAGACAAAAGUUUGAGGCCAGUCAUUCGGAUACGUAAUAGAGAUAACAUGAGUGAAACGUUCUGGCAACCAAUGCGAUUUUUGGAUUGGGUUCAUCGUCUACGAGAUUACGAUAUCGAAGAUUCGAUAAAAGAGUUGUGUACGUCAGAGGCGACUUGGGAGCCUUACGAGAAUACAGAAACAUUCGAGGACUCCUUAAAUAGUAGUCGAAUCUCGAUAAAUAUGACACCAGUAAAAAGACACUUAAAUGAAAGUUUGCAACAACUUUCGCUGGAUGCGACUGUAAUUGAAAAUCAAGCGGUUGACAUGUCUAGAGAUGAAAAAACUAUAAACGGAUGCCUUGCACAAAUGGAACAUGCUGCAAGAACUUUGCAAGCACUGUGUACCAAGAACACUGAAAUGCAAUUAGUUACUGAAUCUCUUAACAAUAUGCAAAGUAUUAUUGAUAGAUUGCGCGAAACUUUGGAAUCGAUAGACGUGAGUAAAUGCAUUAAUGGAAAUGCAAAUCUCGCUCAGAAGUGCAACGAUAGCGUAAAUCAAGGCUGUAACACAGACUUCCCAAUUUCCGGAAGUCAUAAUAUAAAACCUCUUUCGCCAACAAAAUCUACAUUGCGUAAUAAUGUUAAAGGUUUUGAUAGAAAAUGCGUAAGAUUUACAGAUGUAAAUUAGACGAAAAAAGUCAAUCUAGUUAAAGUUAACAUCGUGUAAUUAGACAAUGUCCGCGUUCAGGAUAACUUAUAUAUUAUUAUACGUACAAAGAAAGAAACUUUACGACGUCUAUUAGUAACUAUAGAAUUAACAUAUUGAAUGAAACAAAAAAUGUGUUUAGUUGCGUUUAUGCAUAUAUGUGUUUUUAUUUCAGUUAUUGUUCAUAAGAUUGUUAUGUAGUAUCUCUAUACAUAGAUUUACGCAAAAAUAUUACUAUAUUGACGUCUGUUAAGUUCUUACAACAUCUGUGAAACUACACUAUUAUUUAAACAAAAUUUAAAUAAGCAUUUUUUUAUAAAGUAAUGGAUAAUUUAAUACGAUAUUAAUGAAA
Molecule: messenger RNA, 4304 nt
Organism: Ceratina calcarata
Lineage: Eukaryota; Metazoa; Arthropoda; Insecta; Hymenoptera; Apidae
Gene: neb
Product: kinesin family member nebbish
Exons: 11
Coding region: 341-3934 (1197 amino acids)
Biological process (GO): microtubule-based movement
Molecular function (GO): ATP binding; microtubule motor activity; microtubule binding
Source: RefSeq, a predicted model, not a curated record